Laccaria bicolor S238N-H82 is the source of this 1851-nucleotide messenger RNA. RefSeq lists its product as uncharacterized. Lineage: Eukaryota; Fungi; Basidiomycota; Agaricomycetes; Agaricales; Hydnangiaceae. The coding region runs from base 1 to 1851 and encodes 616 amino acids. The record is from RefSeq and is a predicted model, not a curated record. The transcript is spliced from 12 exons.
AUGUCUACAAAGAACUGGAGAGACCUCGCAGCAGCAAAGAAAGCCCACCAGCAAACAACCAUCCCCAGCCAAUGGAUCAUCUCGAACCCACCACUAAAGGAUCAACUCGACGUCAGCGCCUUACCAGAUUCCUAUGGAAUCCUCUCCGCGAAGGAUGUGGAGAUCACGAACUCUCAAGUCGACGUCCUCCUAGCCAAGCUUGCGGAUGGUACUUGGUCAGCUGUGGAUGUUACUACUGCGUUCUCCAAACGAGCCAUUAUAGCACAUCAACUGACUAAUUGCCUCACCGAAAUUUUCAUCGAGCGCGCUUUAGAACGCGUAUCUCAACUUGAUGAGUACUUCAAGAAGACGGGUAAGACGAUGGGUCCUUACACGGGGAUGUUUCUUUGCUUAGGAUUACCGAUUUCUUUGAAAGAUCAAAUCAACAUUGAAGGGGUCGAAUCCAUGAUGGGUUACGUUUCUUGGAUCGGAAGAUACGCAUCCAAAAACUCGGUCCUUGUAGACAUGCUCGAAUCCCUUGGUGCUGUUUUAUUUGUCAAGACUAACGUCCCUCAGACUUUGAUGUGGCCAGAAACAUUCAACAACGUAUUUGGGAGGACGACCAAUCCCUAUAAUCGGUCCCUCACAUCUGGUGGUUCUUCCGGCGGUGAAGGCGCGCUUGUUGCGCUCAAGGGCAGUCCUCUAGGCGUCGGCUCCGAUAUCGGAGGAUCCGUUCGAAUACCCUCCGCAUUCUGCGGCAUCUACGGCCUCCGACCUUCCUACAACCGCAUCCCCUACGCAGGGUGCGUAAACUCCAUGGAAGGACAAGACUCCCUCCCCUCCGUCCUAGGGCCCAUGUCCAACAGCCUCGCAGGCAUCAAAACCUUCGUCCGCGCCGUUGUUGUUGCGCAGCCGUGGUUGAAAGACCCGCUUGCGGUACGGAAACCGUGGAGUGAGGAGGAGUAUGCGUUGGUGGAGCAUGGAGGCGGUAAGGGGUUGUGUUUUGCUGUUAUGUGGGAUGAUGGUACUGUUAGGCCGCAUCCGCCUGUUAUACGUGGGUUGGAGGAGACGAAGAAGGCGUUAGUUUUGGCUGGACAUCGAGUGAUCGAUUGGAAACCGCUGAAACACGACGAGAUAGUGAAGGUCGUCGACGACAUCUGGGGAGCCGGCUCAGCCCAAGACUACCAAACCGUCACCGCCAUCUCAGGCGAACCCCUCAUUGGCACCAUGCUUCUAACUCCGGAAACGCCUAUAGGAAUAGACGAGACGCCCACAUCUCGUCCACUUUCCAAGGGCGUGUCCGCGUACGAUUUAUGGCAGGUCCAGAAGAAGAGGAGGGAGCUGCGCCAGGAAUAUCUUGAUCAUUGGCUGGGAACUGAAAAGGUGACUGGGACGGGGAGGGCUGUGGAUGCGAUUAUUUGUCCUGUGGCUCCGUUCGUUGCGCCUCCGCAUGGUAUGAAUAGGACCGCGGACUACACCACUGUUUGGAAUGGCCUUGAUUAUUCUUCUCUGGUCAUCCCGGUUUCCAAAGUCGAUCAGGCAUUGGACGCACGCAGGCCGCCGCAUAAAUUCUACAAUGACGCGGAUAAGGCGAAUUAUGAACUCUACGAUCCCAUCACAUACGAAAAUGCUCCUAUUUCUAUUCAGCUUGUCGGGAAGACGCUGGAAGAAGAGGCAGUGAUUGCGAUGAGCGAAAUUGUCGACGCAUUGAAGGCAAAUUCGUCAGUGAUACGAUCUCAGCUUUUUUUUUUUUUUUUUUUUGUCCAAUUCAAGUCUAUUGGGGCGAAGCCCCAUGUCAGACCUUACAACUCUGUAGAUCUCAGCUUUAGGAGCUAUUUAUCAUUUGGUACGCUUGAGGCAUCUGCGGACUGA